Messenger RNA from Phacochoerus africanus (Common warthog), 2484 nucleotides. It is a transcript of the gene POC5, whose product is annotated as POC5 centriolar protein. The transcript has 13 exons. The record is from RefSeq and is a predicted model, not a curated record. Gene Ontology annotation, cellular component: centrosome. Bases 521 to 2254 code for a protein of 577 amino acids. NCBI's taxonomy places the organism in Eukaryota, Metazoa, Chordata, Mammalia, Artiodactyla, Suidae.
UGCAGUUUGAAACUGUCAGGUUGCUGCUAAGGAAGCUGCUGAGUUAGCUGUUGUUUCAGCGGCUAACGCGGCGAGAGGACACUGAAGGAGAAGUUCAGGUUUGCGGAGAGCAGCGGCAGUGGGUAGCGGCGCCCCGGGCGGACCCCGCGCCCCUGGAGGAGGCCUCGGCCGAGGUUGCGGCUCCCGGGGAUCGAACAGGACAGGGCUGGGGGCGUCUGCCCCAGCCGCAGGCCCUUCAGCUGUGAUGCGGAGCGGCAAAGUCGAGAUGUUUUUCCUUGCAAGGUGUUCAGGAAGAGAGAUCCAAGAGUGAGGCUGCUUCUCCCCUGUGCCUUUACUCUCCACUCCGACGUGGGGAAGGACCUUCGCACCCUCUCUGCCUGCCUCCAGUUAGGACUGGUCGAGGACUCAGGGACGUCACCCUGCUGCCAGCUCUCAAGUUAAUUCACUGUUCCUCUGCCUCUUGGGAGUUAAUUUGAAUUCCCGGACCCCCGCCUCUCCCAGCUGCCAGUAUUUGUACAGAAUGUCAUCUGAUGAGGAAAGAGGCUCACCUCCGGUUUUACGUAAUGACUCCGACCGAGGCAGUUCUGUCUCUUCAGAUCUUCAGGAAGAGUAUGAAGAACUGCUUCGUUAUGCUGUAGUGACUCCAACUAUUGAAUCAAGUGCUUUACAGCCCUCUCAUUCUAAGGGAGAAGUGGUGCCAGAUACUAGAAUUCCUACUGUAAUUGAUGAUAUUCUUCAAAAUCAAGCAGAAAAUAGUCCUGCAGUAAGAGAAACAAGGAUGGAAGUUGGAAAAGGAUGUGAUUUAAAUAUUUCAGGUCAUUCAAAGACUGAUGGCUCAUCACCAGUGUCAUCUCCCAGGAAGCCACCUCACCCAGUCAUGGAUUUUUUCAGUACAAAUCUUUUAGUUGACUCUUCCUCACCAGGGUCUCAUUCUAGUCCUAUAGAUGCCCAUGAAAUUGUUGUGAGCGAUUUUCUUAUUUCUGAUGAAAACCUUCAAAAGAUGGAAAACGUGCUUGAUCUUUGGAGUUCAGGGCUUAAGACAAACAUCAUAUCUGAACUAAGUAAAUGGAGACUUAAUUUUAUUGACUGGCACCGAAUGGAAAUGAAAAAAGAGAAAGAAAAACAUGCAGCAGAGGUGAAACAACUGAGCAACCAGAUCAACAGCUUGAAGGAGCUGCAGAAAGCCUAUGAAGUUUCCAUUGGGAGAAAAGAUGAGGUGAUUUCUAGCUUGUCUCAUGCCAUAGGCAAGCAAAAGGAACGGAUAGAGUUGAUGAGAACAUUCUUUCACUGGCGAAUCGGCCACGUCAAAUCCAGACAAGAUGUUUAUGAAAGUAAACUAGCCGACCAGUACUUCCAGAGGACUUUACUGAAGAAAGUCUGGAGAGGCUGGCGGUCCCUAGUGCAAAAGCAGUGGAAAGAAGUGGUGGAACGAGCUUGUCAAGCAAGAGCUGAGGAAAUUUGUCUCCAGAUUUCCAAUGAUUAUGAAGCCAAAAUUGCUGUGUUAACUGGAACUUUGGAAAAUGCAAAAGCUGAGAUCCAAAGGAUGCAGCAUGAAAAGGAGCACUUUGAAGAUUCCAUGAAGAAAGCUUUCAUGAGGGGUGUAUGUGCGUUAAAUCUAGAAGCCAUGACUAUAUUUCAAAACAGAGGUGAGACAGGAACAGACUUCACAAAUAAUAAAAGGGAAGAAUACGGUCCUGGUGUUCAAGGAAAAGAACAUUCUGCUCAUCUGGAUGCUUCGGGUCCUCCAGUGCCCUCAGUGGUGCCGCCAUCCCCACCCACAGUGGCCAUGGGAGUGCCCAGCGCUGCUGCCUUUCCCUCUGCUGCUUCCAUCACUUCCACUGGGGCCGCUUCUGCUUCUUCUGUCCAUCUUCCUGUUUCCGCUGCUCAUGGCGCUGGAUCGACAGCCACGGCUGCUGCUGCACCAGAAGAAAUGUUUGUGCCCAGGGUUGUGACGUCUGCACAACAGAAAGCUGGGAGAACAAUCACAGCCCGGAUCACAGGGAGAUGUGAUUUUGCUUCAAAAAACAGAAUCAGUAGCAGUUUAGCUAUAAUGGGCGUUUCUCCUCCCAUGAGCUCCGUUGUUGUGGAAAAACAUCAUCCGGUCACAGUGCAAACCAUUCCUCAAGCUACUGCAGCAAAAUAUCCCCGGACCAUCCACCCUGAAAGUAGUACCUCGGUUUCCAGGUCUCUAGGAACCAGAUCAACUCACACGCCAUCUCUCACAAGCAUUCAUUCCAUAAAAGUGGUUGACUAAAAAGAAUGUUCAUACUGAGGUCUUUUAAUUCUUCUGGUUUUAACCAAGAAUUACAAGUCUUUAGUUUUUAAAAUUUCAUAUUCUUAGAACACCAUGGAUGCGUCAUGUUCAUUUUUUCAAAAUGACAAGAGACUUUUUCAAGCUGUACUAUCCUUUGUAACUGUAUGUAGGGUUAUUUUAAUUUUAUUUUUUAUUUAAGCAACUAAGUAAAACUUUCUUAAAUUAAAAAA